Pyrus x bretschneideri (Chinese white pear) is the source of this 758-nucleotide messenger RNA. RefSeq lists its product as uncharacterized. The record is from RefSeq and is a predicted model, not a curated record. NCBI's taxonomy places the organism in Eukaryota, Viridiplantae, Streptophyta, Magnoliopsida, Rosales, Rosaceae. Gene Ontology annotation, molecular function: protein dimerization activity. Bases 17 to 640 code for a protein of 207 amino acids. The transcript has 2 exons.
UAAAACACCCGAGUUAAUGAAAUUUGCUAUCCGAGUUCUAAGCCUUACUUGUAGUGCAUCGGGAUGUGAGAGGAAUUGGAGCACAUUUUCAAUGAUUCAUACAAAAAGAAGGAAUAGGCUUGAACACAAAAGGCUUAAUGCUUUAGCCUAUGUCAAGUACAAUUUGGCUUUACAACAAAGAAGUAAGAAAAGGAUGGAGAAGUAUGAUCCUAUUGUUGUGAAAGAAAUUGCCUCCGAUGAUGAAUGGAUAACAGAGAUAGAAGAUCCCGUUCUUCCGGAAGAUCCUACAUGGCUUGAGGAUGAGUUAUUGUAUAAUGUUGAGGCUGUAAGGAAUGUGCCAACCCCGAUUUAUGAAGGUGGCUCAUACAUUCGAGAGCCUAGAGAGUCUUCUCCUCCUCCUCCUCCUCGUGAGCCUACUCCUCCUCCUUCUCCUCGCGAGCCUACUCAACCUCAGGGUCCUAUUACAUACAAAAGAAAACGGGGUAAUGAAGAAUCCUCAAGUAGAACUAGAAGAAAUGUGGAAUAUGAUUCGGAAGAUUCUUUUGAUGAAAUGAUGAGAUACCCGACAAGUUCAUCUAGAGUUGGCAAUGAAGAGGAUGAUGUUGCCUUUUAUUUAGAUGAAGAGGAUUUAGAUGAAUGAUUUAUAUCUUUGUUUGUAUUUUGAUUUAUAUGAAGAUGAUUUGGAUGAAUGAUUGUUUUCUUUGUUUGUAUUACCUUUUGAAUGAUGAAUUUGGGUGAUAUUACCUUUGAAUGAUGAA